GUGGCUGUAUCAUGAUCAGCUCGCAUGAACAGUUACAUACCAGGCUUCGUCUAUCUCGGGCGCAUGCAGCCAGACACCGCACGGGGUCUACAGUCUUGGCAACUAUGAUACUGUACGAGCACGGCUCUUGCCCUCUGAUAACAGCUGGAUUUGCGAAGUCCUCUGGUCAUGGGUGGUUCCACCAAGCACGUAACCGAGCAUUGUACUAAGAUUCGAUGGACACGUUCACGCCAUACAACCUAUCCUUGCCAAGUUCAAGCCCGACUUUCAUAUAUCAGCCAUUCAGAGACAGGUGGUGUGGUCUUCAAGGAGAUCCCGCGGGGGGAUGGCGAUCAAGCUACCCGGAUGUCGCAACUUGGGCUAAUGGCGGGCUUAACAAUGCCGGUAUCGGUGUUCCUUUUCGGGAGACAUACCUUGAUGGUGCGAAUGUGACCCUGCAGUUCGAGGGCACCGCCAUUUACCUUUGUCUUACUCCCACCGGGGUUUCGUUCGAUUUUCUCGUCGACGGAAACCAAGUGUCGACAAGUGGUCCAGCAAUGGAUCCUGCAUGCGCCGAAACUGGUGCCGAGCUAAUGGCAUAUACUGAUGGUCUGACAUACGGCAGUCAUACUGCAACCAUGCGUGUCAACUCGCAAGGAAAUACGGAUUUCCUCUUCUUCGGCGGGAUUAUUACCAUUGGGUUGAAUGGAACGGAUCCAACUCCUAGGCUGGUAGAUGAUACUGUCGUGGGAUGGUCGUAUGAACCAAGUAGUGCUUGGGCUCAUUCGGCUGAUUCAGGGACGAGUGAUCACACCUCUCUAUCUUACACAUGCUCGUAUGGUCCGUCCUACACGGCGAGUUAUUCGUUCAAUGGUUCUUCUGCUGUUCAACUGCUCGGGCUGUUGGAAGUAAAUAUUGACCCCUACACGAUCGUACUGGACGGCCAGUCAUACCAAUUCAACGGGUCGGACCUUUGGCGUCAAUCGCAGCAAGUGCUGUUUUUCAAAGGCGGCCUGGAUGCAUCAAAGCAAUACACGAUCACUCUGAUCAACUACGAUCAAUCAGCCCCGGAUGCACAGCAGCCAAUUGGACCUGACUUCUACCCUUGUGCAUCAGUACAGGCGCUUUUAUUGACCCAAGUAACCGCUAUCCCUCCUUCAAUAUCAACAGCACGCCCGGCUGCAAGUGGCUCGUUACCAAUUGAGGCAAUAAUAGGCGGAGCGGGAUGGCGAUCGAGUUAUUCGAACGUGACAACUUGGCCCAAUGCCGGCCUGGGUAACGUUGGGACUGGCAUUCCCCUUCGCGAAACGUAUCUUGACAAAGCGAAUGUGUCGGUACAGUUUGAGGGUACUGCAAUAUACCUUUGUUUCACACCUACCGGAGCUGCGUACACCUUUUCCGUCGAUGGUAACCCAGUAUCAACGAUUGGGGAAGUAACAGACCCGGCAUGUGACGACACCGGAGCAAACACCAUGGCAUACGUCGACGGUCUUUCGUACGGCAGCCAUACUGGGACUCUGCGCGUUAAUUCAGAGGGCAACACGGAUUUCCUCUUCUUCGGUGGUGUUGUCACCGUUGGAUUGAACGGCACGAACCCAGUGAGUGAACGCAUAGAUGACAGCGAUACAAGAUGGUCGUAUGAGCCACAGAAUUCAUGGACUUAUCAAAAUACUUCUGGGACGAAUGACAACAGUACGCUAUCCUGGACAUGCUCUUAUGGCCCCUCAUACACAGCGAGCUUUAUCUUUAACGGCUCGUCUGCUGUUCAGAUGCUGGGGCUGUUGGACCUCAAUAUCGGUCCGUACACGGUACAGCUGGAUGAUCAAUCGUACCAAUUCAACGGUUCUGAUUUCUGGCGUGAAUCACAACAAGUGCUGUUUUUCAAGGGUGGCCUGGAUGCAUCAAAGCAAUACACGAUCACUCUGAUCAACUACGAUCAAUCAGCCCCGGAUGCACAGCAGCCAAUUGGACCUGACUUCUACCCAUGCGCCUCGGUCCAGGCGUUAUUGUUGACGAAAGUGACUCCUGGUCUUCCUUCACCAUCAACAAGUGGAGCAAGUCCCAGUGGUACCUCUGGAGGUGGCUCUGGUAACAACAGCUCAGGAGCGGGCACCGGGAACAACACAAGUGGCUCUAACACAGACAGCUCGUCACCUGUUGGGGCAAUAGUGGGCGGAGUAGUGGGCGGCAUCGCAGGUCUAUGUAUCAUCGGUUUCCCCCUGUGGUUUGUCUGGUGGAGAGGAAGACGUGAGGCCGCAUCCCAACGUGACAUGUCUGAAAUCCAACCGUACCAGCUUCCCGCGGGCCAUUCUGGAAGAUCGUUCAUUUUGCCUCAGCAGCAGCCACUACUUGGUACGGAUGACGAGGCGCCGCAGAAGCCUGAAGAGGCCCCCCUCGAAGGUUACACAUAUGCCCAAAAUCCUGGAACAUCUAUAUUCCUGUCUUCUGACACAUCUCAAUCAUUUUCCCGUGAUGAAAAACGACGCCGGCCUAACAUGUCUCGGGAACCAAGACCAUUACCGACGGACGCAUCGGUUUCGCCGCCCAUGACGGCACCCACCUCCCCUCCCCAAUUAUCGACGAACCCAUCUUCCGAUCGGGGCGACAUCCAUAUUGCCUCUACUCAAGAACUUGUUGGUAUCCUGAAUCGACGACUGCGAGAGCAAUACAGGACAGAAAAUGACUUGGAUCUUCCGGAAUACGAGCCGGUGGAUUAG
Molecule: messenger RNA, 2696 nt
Organism: Dacryopinax primogenitus
Lineage: Eukaryota; Fungi; Basidiomycota; Dacrymycetes; Dacrymycetales; Dacrymycetaceae
Exons: 10
Coding region: 216-2696 (826 amino acids)
Source: RefSeq, a predicted model, not a curated record